GCAAACGCAGCUGUCAGGGAGCGACGACGGAGAUCGACACCGGUCGACCUGGAACGGAUCGAUGUGCUGAAAGCGCUAACGGCGGCCGAAUACUCCAGGCGGCAGUUCAUCCUGAACUUUGCUGCCAGCCGGGACACCCAACUUCUGGUGCCGGGCCAGAAGUCCGCGGCCGUCAAAGCCGCCGAGGAGUGGGUUGCAACAUGCUUCGCCCAGAAUGAUAUGGCCACAGCCAACAAUGACUACUUCAAGUACAUGGUUGAUGCACGACUGUGGGCGACCCACGUUGGUAACGACGUGGAGUUCCCCUUCUCGUUCAUGCGC
This is a messenger RNA of Canariomyces notabilis, 321 nucleotides long. RefSeq lists its product as uncharacterized. The record is from RefSeq and is a predicted model, not a curated record. The transcript is spliced from 2 exons. Lineage: Eukaryota; Fungi; Ascomycota; Sordariomycetes; Sordariales; Chaetomiaceae. The annotation marks the transcript as partial.